Lactuca virosa is the source of this 228-nucleotide messenger RNA. Lineage: Eukaryota; Viridiplantae; Streptophyta; Magnoliopsida; Asterales; Asteraceae. The record is from the annotation of a GenBank genome assembly.
AUGCACACUUUUGUGAAAUCCUUCAUGGAAACAUACUUUGCCUUAUACCUUCAUCUUGGUGAGCUUGAUAUGGAAGGCCUCCGCCGGUUAUGCAACGAUUAUGACGCUGAAGAUAACCAACCUGAAGGUAGCUCCUCCAAAUUCGAGCCUGCCUCCAAUCAUCUUGGUUUCUUUACUCGUCAUCCCAGGUGGUUUGUGUUGGCCAUUCUGGGUUUAGAUUCUUCCUAA